AUGGCGAAGAAAAGGGACAAAACAAAAACCCACGAGAAAGUACGCAGCCAAACGAGCAAUCGCGAGCUGUCAAAUGUACAAAGAAGAAGAAGAAGACAGCGGGAAGUAAAAGCAGAAGCAGCGGAUUGUAAACAAAGCAUUCUCAAAGGGGAAUCGCAAUUUUGUCGCAACUUUUGCCCUAAAAACGCUUCAAAAUGGGUAAAAAACAGCAUCAGAAGGAUAAAAUGUACCUCACGUACACCGAGUGGUCCGAGUUUUAUGGCGGCCACAAACCAGACUCGGUGGAGAAUGAGCAGAUCAAGUUUAAGCGACUGCCGUUCGACCACUGCUGCCUCUCGAUGGUGCCGUUCGAGCAUCCGUACUGCGACAAAGACGGGAACGUGUUUGAGCUGGCGGCGAUUGUAGAGUUUUUGAAGCGGUUCAAGGUCAAUCCCGUUACUGGCAGCCCGCUGGAUGGCAAAUCGCUGAUCAAGCUAAACUUUACCAAAAACCACGAAGGACAGUACCACUGCCCGACGCUGUUUAAACCGUUCACCAAAAACUCCCACAUCGUGGCGAACGGUAAGACGGGUAACGUGUUCUCGUGGGAAGCGAUCGAGCAGCUCAACGUGAAGGCCAAAAACUGGAAGGAUCUGGUGGACGAUACGCCGUUUCUGCGCAAGGAUCUGAUCACCAUCCAGGAUCCGGGCAAUCUGGACAAGUUCAACAUUACCACCUUCCACCACAUCAAGAAGAACCUGCGCGUCCUCACGGAGGAAGAGCUGGCCGAGCGUAAGGAUCCACAGGGCCGGCUGAAAACAAUCUCCGCCGAAACGAAGGACAUUCUGACGCAGCUGGAAAAGGACUACAAAGCACCGGAAGAGCAGCAGGAAGAGCGGCAGGUUGCGGACAAGUUCAAUGCAGCUCACUACUCAACCGGGGCCGUGGCGGCUUCCUUUACCUCUACUGCGAUGGUGCCGGUGUCGAACCACGAGGCAGCAAUAAUCGACGAUGACAUUGUACGCUACGAGCGGGUCAAGAAGAAGGGCUACGUCCGGCUGCUGACCAACUUUGGUGCCCUAAACCUCGAACUGUACUGUGAGCAGGUGCCGAAGACGUGCGAAAACUUCCUCAAGCACUGCCAAAGCGGCUACUACAACGGGUGUCUGUUUCACCGGUCGAUCCGCAACUUUAUGAUCCAGGGCGGUGAUCCUACCGGGGUCGGGAAUGGAGGCACGUCCGCGUGGGGCAAAAAGUUUGCGGACGAAAUCAAACCAAACCUAUCGCACGCUGGAAGAGGCAUACUGUCGAUGGCCAACUCGGGACCAAACACGAACGGAUCACAAUUCUUCAUUACCUAUCGAUCGUGCAAACAUCUGGACGGAAAGCACACGAUAUUCGGCAAGCUGGUCGGAGGGCUGGAAGUGCUCACAGAGAUGGAACGCGUGGAAGUGGACAAUCGAGACCGUCCCAUCGAGAGCAUCUUCAUCCAGCGGGCGCAAGUGUUUGUCGAUCCGUUCCAGGAGGUGGACGAACAGCUUGCCAAGGAGCGGGCGGAAGAGCUGGAGCGCAUACAGCGGGAGGCGGAAGCGAAGCGUGACAAAACGGCAGGCAAAAAGUCCUCCCAACCGCUGAAGGUAUUCCGGUCCGGUGUGGGCAAGUAUCUCGAUACGAGCGUGACCAAAGUGCUGCCGGCACAGGCGUCAGGGGAAACUCCCGGCACGAGUGGCACGACCAACGAUGCAUUGAAAGCGAAGAAACGUAAAGUAGCAAGUGGUGAUGGUUUCGGUAAUUUUAGCUCGUGGUAAUUUUAGAACAAAUAAAUUGUAAAACAUUAAGCGUUUAUUAAAGACUA
Messenger RNA from Anopheles coluzzii, 1834 nucleotides. Its product is annotated as RING-type E3 ubiquitin-protein ligase PPIL2. The coding region runs from base 195 to 1787 and encodes 530 amino acids. Gene Ontology annotation, molecular function: peptidyl-prolyl cis-trans isomerase activity; ubiquitin-ubiquitin ligase activity. The record is from RefSeq and is a predicted model, not a curated record. Gene Ontology annotation, biological process: protein peptidyl-prolyl isomerization; protein folding; protein polyubiquitination. The transcript has 3 exons. Gene Ontology annotation, cellular component: catalytic step 2 spliceosome. Lineage: Eukaryota; Metazoa; Arthropoda; Insecta; Diptera; Culicidae.